AUGAGACUGAAAGAAGAAGUUCAUUGGUUAGGAUCCACUUCCGGCAUUCGAAAGGUCGCAGCCGUGAAGCCGCCGCGACCGCCAGUGGCGCCUCUGGCGGUGGCCGCGGUAACCGCCGCAGCAGUGGCAGCCAUCCUCGCUCCUCCGUGUGCGGCCAUCACCAUCUCGCCUGUGCCUGUGCCCGGGGCGCCCCCGAAGGAGCCGCGCCACAUGGUGGGCCGGGCGCGCUUCCUGCAGGGCGAGGAGGCGCGCCUGGUUCGCAGCGCCGCCACAGCGGGUCCCAACCUGUACUCGCCGGCAGUCGUCAGCGCGCCGGCCGCCCAGCUAGACAGGGUGCGCGCCCCCUACGACUACUACCCCAAGUACCACCCCUCGGCAGCGGGGUCGCCGGCGGGGGACGAGGACCGCCUCGACAGAGCGGACAACUGCCUGGACGACAGAGGUGGCGGUGGGCACAGCCACGGUCCAUGGCGCCCUGGUGGCGGCGGCACCAGCAGCUGGGGCCACGGCUGGGGGCAGGCUGGAGGCGCCACCUGGUCUGGCGGGGGCGGCGCUGGGAGUGGCAGCUAUCCUGGUGGGGGCGGCCGCCCCCAUGCCGGGGGCGGAGGCUUCUCCGGUGGGCCGCGGCCCGGCGAUGGCGGUGGGAGCUUUCCCCAUGCCGGCUUCCACCCUGGGGGCGGCGGGGGCUGGUACGACCAGCGGCCCAGCUUCCACCCGAGCAGUAGCGGCGGCGGCUAUCCCAGCGGAGGCGGGGGCUCGUACCCCAGCGGUGGCGGCGGGGGCUACCCCAGUGGAGGCGGUCACUACCCAGUUCCAGGUGGAACCCACCACGGGGGGGCAGGAGCGCGACCUCACGGUGGUCGCUACCCCACAGGGCCCGUUUAUCCUAGUGGCGGUGGUGGUUAUCCCGGGUACCCUGGAUAUCCGAGUGGGGGUGGAAGUUACCCUAGUGGAGCGGGUCACGGCGGUUAUCCUAGUGGUGGUGGUGGCUACCCUAGCGGGGGUGCUGGAUACCCCAGCGGAGGCGGUGGCUACCCCAGUGGCAGUGGAGGUUACCCCAGUGCCGGGGGCGGCUACUACCCAAGUGCUGGGGGCUGCAGUGGGCGAUGCCGCCCCACUCACCCCACUGCCGGUACGGGCGGCAGCAGCGGACCACACCUCGGAGGGGGAACCGUCGGGUUUUAUGGAAGACGGAAGAAGAGCCACUGGUCUAAAUAAAUGCACGACCUGUCUCUCUCAUACUCAGUUCUCAAUGUACUUUUAUCUGGACUCCAUCUCUGCAGACUAUUCUAAAAAGGGGCAAGGCAUUGCCAUUACCUGCCAAGUUCCGUGAGAAUUAAUCGUAUUUUAGC
Molecule: messenger RNA, 1352 nt
Organism: Schistocerca cancellata (South American locust)
Lineage: Eukaryota; Metazoa; Arthropoda; Insecta; Orthoptera; Acrididae
Exons: 4
Coding region: 1-1218 (405 amino acids)
Source: RefSeq, a predicted model, not a curated record